AUGAGCGCUGCUAUUGUUGUUGGUGGUGGUGGCGAUAGCGAUGAUGAUGACGUUGAUGAUGAUAAAAUUUGUGAUGAUGUUGGUGGUGGUUAUGAUGGUAAUGGCGACAACGUUGGUUUUGGUUCUAUAGAGAGAUUGGUGUUGGGUAAAUGGAAUGGAGAACGGGGAGAGAGAGGAAGGGAAGAAUUGCCAUCAAAAUCUAUUCAUUUCUUUCAGUUUAUUUUUUAA
Molecule: messenger RNA, 228 nt
Organism: Enterobius vermicularis (human pinworm)
Lineage: Eukaryota; Metazoa; Nematoda; Chromadorea; Rhabditida; Oxyuridae
Source: the annotation of a GenBank genome assembly